CCUGAGCUCGUCUCCAUACAGUAUCACUGUCCACCUUUAGCCUCGCACGGCACGGUGAGUUACUGGACGAGGCUGGCCACAACAUCCCAUUGCCUGCCCCGGCAAUAAUGGAUCAUCACCAGCCCCAGAUCAGCGAGUUGGCGGGCGACCCGGACACGGUCGACGAGAAGGAGCGGAACAGCAUAGCAACUGAGGAAUCUCUGCAUACGACCGACUCGUCGGUUGAGGUGGCAAGUGAGGGCCGUACAACUGAAAAGGCGAACGCCAUCCGCCAAGCAUGCGACCUGCGUGACUUCGACGCACUGGUUUCCUAUGCAACUUCUGAGGGUGGCUUCUUAAAUGACGAUAUUAGACGAGUGGCUUGGCCCAUUCUCCUUCAGUGCGAUCGAAGAGAGUCUGUUCACGACUUCACGGGGUGGGAAGACCUGCCCCCGCAUGUGGACGAGGAGCAGAUCCAGCUAGAUGUAAAUCGGUCUUUCGUCUACUACCCUGAUGGUUCUGAAGAGGAGAUCUCGACGAAGAAAGAUGAGCUUUCUCAACUCAUUAAGCAAGUUCUGCGGAAAUAUCCAAUGCUGUGCUACUUCCAAGGGUACCAUGAUAUCGUGCAAGUGCUCUACCUUGUGCUUGGCGGCCAUGGGGCCGCUCCUGCUGUUGCGCAGAUCUCGCUCCUGCGGAUUCGAGACUACAUGCUCCCGACACUUUCUCCUGCCUUGAAACACUUACAACUACUGCCGGCGAUUAUUGAGCUGGCCGACUCGUCAUUACGCCAUCACCUUGCCGAGAUUCAACCCUUCUUUGCCCUCGCGGCGACUUUGACCUUGUAUGCUCAUGAUAUCCAGGAGUAUAGCGACAUUGCUCGCCUGUUCGAUUUCCUGCUAGCUGAGGAACCUGUGGUGUCGGUAUACCUCUUCGCAGCGAUCAUUCUCUCUCGCAAGCAAGAACUGCUCGAAAUUCCUGAAGAAGAGCCAGAGAUGCUCCACUUCACUCUAUCAAAAUUACCCAAUCCUUUAGACCUUGACGGGUUGAUCCUAUCUGCCGUCCGGCUUUUCAAAGACUAUCCGCCGGAAUCGUUGCCAUUCGGGGCUUGGAAGCAGGUCCCAUCAUGCAGCGCCCUCAAGACAUCCCGGGGACUCGUGCCUACUCAUAGCAAAGAUGAAGCUCUUAAAUACUUCAGACAGCAAACACGGCAGCUACGCUACGAGGAGGGCAGAGAAAAGGCAGUUGCGUUCUUGUGGAACCACAGGAGAACAAUCGGUUCGGUGGCCGUCACCGUCUUGAUUGGGGCGAUGUCGAUCUAUAUAAGACGCAAGGGACUCGACACUACCAUCUGGUCCUAUCUGGGUCGACUCAAAUCGACAUUGCAGCACCGCGGCUUCUUGUGACUAGCUCAAUAGUGUCGUCUCUUCUCAUCCGAAUAUCUCUAGAGGAGGAUGGAAUGUCUAUGAUGGUUGUAUCUAGAGCUGUAUACUAUACAGUACUGAUUG
This is a messenger RNA of Aspergillus aculeatus ATCC 16872, 1484 nucleotides long. RefSeq lists its product as uncharacterized. The transcript is spliced from 3 exons. Gene Ontology annotation, cellular component: endoplasmic reticulum membrane. The record is from RefSeq and is a predicted model, not a curated record. Gene Ontology annotation, molecular function: GTPase activator activity. Gene Ontology annotation, biological process: positive regulation of GTPase activity; endoplasmic reticulum to Golgi vesicle-mediated transport. Bases 108 to 1382 code for a protein of 424 amino acids. Lineage: Eukaryota; Fungi; Ascomycota; Eurotiomycetes; Eurotiales; Aspergillaceae.